CCUCUGAGAUCUUCGCAUGUAUACGGGCUGCUUCGCUGUACGGUCUCCAGUGCACUCCUUCUCAGUGUGAAGACUGACUGCACCUGUGUCUUGUCUUUGAGAUAAUUCGUUAUAAUCUGGUAAAGAUGAUCCGAACAGUAAUUUUUGCAUGCUUGGUGGUGUUUGUGGUUGGCCUUGGAUCCUGUCCCCUGCAACGGCCUACUCAGUGCACCGGUUUCCGAAAUUCCACUUUAGUACGGCGUGAGUUUCCCCAUGAUGCAGGUUUGCAGUGUUCUCUGUUCCCUCCUGUCCAGUGCCCGAUCUUGAAAGGAAAUGCAACCGUCGGCGAGUUCCUCUUGCUUUCUGAGCCAACCAUGGAGCGUACGAGUCUGCUCCCUCUAGCGUUGCAGUGUCCCGCGCCCGCUUCUCAUGAUGGCUUCGACUUUGGUCCUCAGCUCUAUGCUUUCUACCUGAAUGCGUCUAUCGUUAGUAAUAGGAAAUAAUUUAAUCUUAAACGUCGCUGGUGACAUUUUUUGUAUGUUCCUUAUGACGACAGGCAAGGCGCCGACGUAUUCCGUCCAAGGCUAUUUUCUUAUAAACUUAUUUAUCAAUAAAAUCGAAGCUGUCUAUAA
Molecule: messenger RNA, 611 nt
Organism: Penaeus monodon (black tiger shrimp)
Lineage: Eukaryota; Metazoa; Arthropoda; Malacostraca; Decapoda; Penaeidae
Exons: 4
Coding region: 126-482 (118 amino acids)
Source: RefSeq, a predicted model, not a curated record